AAAUUACAAAAUGAAAUCAAUGUCCAUUUGAUGAGCUUUUUGUAAUCUUGAAAUGAUCGGAAUGAAGGAGAUGGCGAGGUGGCAAACCAACAACUUUACCAACCAUUGCUGGCACCAAGGUUUCCAGGAAGAUAUUAUCUUUAUUUUGGGAAACCAAUUGAAACCCAAGGAAGAAAGCAAGAACUGAGAGACAAGGAGAAAUGUCAUCAACUGUAUUUACAUAUAAAGUCUGAGGUUGAGA
This is a messenger RNA of Rubroshorea leprosula, 241 nucleotides long. The record is from the annotation of a GenBank genome assembly. Lineage: Eukaryota; Viridiplantae; Streptophyta; Magnoliopsida; Malvales; Dipterocarpaceae.